GCCAAUGGUCGGCGGCGGGGUGGGGAAGGCGGCCGAGUGAGCGCCCUUCCCUGCCGCCUCGUCUUCCUCCAUUCAUUGCCGACCCGGCCUCUCCGCCGGCCCUGCCGCCGGCGCUAUGGAGGCGCUGAUCCCGGUCAUCAACAAGCUGCAGGACGUCUUCAACACGGUGGGCGCCGACAUCAUUCAGCUGCCGCAGAUCGUGGUGGUGGGGACGCAGAGCAGUGGAAAAAGCUCCGUUUUGGAAAGCCUGGUGGGAAGGGAUCUGCUCCCAAGAGGAACAGGGAUUGUCACCCGACGACCCCUCAUUCUUCAGCUGGUGCACGUGUCAGCCGAGGAUCAUGGGAAAACAGCUGGAGACGAAAAUGACCCUGCAACCUGGAAACAUUCAAGGCACCUUUCUAAAGGGGUUGAUGCAGAAGAAUGGGGGAAAUUUCUCCACACUAAAAACAAGCUGUACACCGACUUUGAUGAAAUUAGGCAAGAAAUAGAGAGUGAAACUGAAAGGAUUUCAGGAAACAAUAAGGGGAUCAGCCCUGAGCCUAUCCACCUAAAGAUUUUUUCGCCAAAUGUCGUCAACUUGACUCUCGUAGAUUUGCCAGGAAUGACAAAGGUACCUGUGGGUGAUCAGCCAAAGGAUAUUGAGCUUCAGAUCCGGGAACUAAUCCUCAGAUUCAUUAGUAACCCCAAUUCAAUUAUUUUAGCGGUCACUGCUGCCAACACAGACAUGGCCACUUCUGAGGCUCUUAAAAUAGCACGGGAGGUGGAUCCAGAUGGGCGGCGCACCCUCGCGGUUAUCACCAAGCUGGACCUGAUGGAUGCUGGUACUGAUGCGAUGGAUGUACUUAUGGGGAGAGUGAUACCUGUGAAACUUGGCAUCAUUGGCGUGGUGAAUAGGAGUCAAUUAGAUAUUAACAAUAAGAAGAGCGUGGCUGACUCGAUUCGCGAUGAAUAUGCUUUUCUCCAGAAGAAGUAUCCCUCUUUAGCCAACCGGAAUGGAACAAAGUACCUCGCAAGGACUCUUAAUAGGCUCCUCAUGCAUCACAUCCGGGAUUGUUUGCCAGAACUGAAGACCAGAAUCAACGUUUUAGCUGCUCAAUAUCAGUCUCUCCUGAACAGCUACGGAGAGCCUGUCGAUGACAAGAGUGCCACGUUAUUGCAGCUCAUUACCAAAUUUGCCACUGAAUAUUGCAACACUAUUGAAGGGACGGCAAAGUACAUUGAGACUUCAGAGCUGUGCGGUGGAGCUAGAAUUUGCUACAUUUUCCAUGAGACCUUUGGGCGCACCUUAGAAUCCGUUGAUCCGCUUGGUGGCCUGAACACUAUCGACAUUUUGACAGCCAUUAGAAAUGCUACUGGUCCCCGUCCUGCCUUGUUUGUGCCUGAAGUUUCAUUCGAACUGCUGGUGAAAAGGCAAAUCAAACGCUUGGAAGAGCCCAGCUUGCGGUGCGUGGAGCUCGUUCAUGAAGAAAUGCAGAGGAUCAUUCAGCACUGUAGCAAUUACAGCACACAGGAAUUGCUGAGGUUUCCAAAGCUCCAUGACGCCAUUGUUGAAGUUGUGACCAGUCUCUUGCGUCGGAGGCUACCAGUAACCAAUGAAAUGGUUCACAAUUUGGUAGCCAUAGAGCUGGCCUAUAUCAACACUAAGCAUCCCGACUUCGCUGAUGCCUGUGGGCUAAUGAACAACAAUAUAGAGGAGCAAAGGCGGAACAGGUUGGCCAGAGAAGUGCCUUCUAGAGACAAGUCUACUAAGCCUCCUGGUGUUUUGGCACCUUCCUCCCAGGAGACCUCUGCUGCUGGUCCUGCCGAGGUUGACGGCAAGAUGCCUCCUGCUGUGGGAGAUGGAUAUCCCGAAUCUGGAACAGGGAACUGGAGAGGAAUGCUGAAAACUUCCAAGGCAGAGGAGAUACUAGCUGAGGAAAAAUCCAAACCCCUGACAGUCCUACCAGCAAGCCCUCAAAAAGGGCAUGCUGUGAAUUUGCUGGAUGUGCCUGUUCCUGUUGCACGGAAACUUUCAGCCCGUGAGCAACGAGACUGUGAGGUGAUUGAGCGCCUGAUCAAAUCCUACUUCCUCAUUGUGAGGAAAAAUAUUCAAGAUAGUGUGCCAAAGGCAGUAAUGCAUUUCCUGGUGAACCAUGUGAAAGACACUCUCCAAAGUGAGCUAGUGGGACAGCUGUACAAAGCCUUAUUGCUGGAUGAUCUUUUGACGGAAUCUGAGGACAUGGCUCAGCGUAGAAAGGAGGCUGCUGACAUGUUACAGGCCUUGCAACGAGCCAGUCAGAUUAUUGCUGAGAUUCGGGAGACACACCUCUGGUGAAAGGCCCCACCACCACCUGAGUGAAGAAACUGAUGACUUGAACAUUGUUAGACAUUACAUUCUUAUGAACUCCUGUGUAUAAACUGCAGUAUAUAUCAGUAUGCUCAUGUAAGGACACAGUUUGGUUUGGCUUCCUAUGGACAGAAAAGUGUACUUUAUGGUGCAAAACACAACUUUACGUGAUCCACAGAAAAAUAUAUUUCCCUACCAGUUUCCUGGUGCCAGACACCUAGUCUGUUGUCCUGAGGGGAUUGAACUGAACUUGGACAAAGAACCAUGUGAAAUUCCAGUGCCUGGCUUGUUGAAUGAGUUGUCCACAAAUAGAAUGAACAGUGUAGCAUUGUGAUGUAGUGUUUUUCAGCAGCUUCUGCAAUAUAAGCUUUUAAACCAUGAAGAAAGGACACCACAGCAUUUUCUUACAAGUAAACCUGCAUGUCUCAGCCAGAUAAGUGGCACAGUAGAAUCACUGCCUUAUAUCUCUGUGUUGUAUACCUGUGUUUCAGAACAAACAUUUGGCUAAUGUCCAGACUGCAUUAAUGACAUUUCCCCAUUGAGUUAAUGAGCCUGGAACAUUUUCACAAGUAAGAGAUUUUGCCAACAGGUACUGCCAGCGAAGGAAUUGGUAUACUACUGGUAGGGUGAAGUGUAAAAACCCCUUGUUUCUGCUGCCCUCCCACCUUCCAUUGGGACCAAGACCUCUGGACUGUCUAUUUUAAGAGUUCCAGAAUUAAAGAACAGCUGUAGAAGCCCUGGGGUUGAUUGCUGCUAUAUAAUUGUGGAAAGAGGAUAAAGCAUGUUGGAACAGCAUGAAGUUAAAAGCAGCUGUCUACCAGAGGUUACAUUAAAGUGUAACACUUCAGUAUGCUGUCAGACUUUGGGGGGGGGGGGUUCCUACUCGGCUAACUUCAUUGUAACUGUUGCAUUUACAUUGCUGGGUUAUUAUGUACCAUAAACUGUAAUGGUAGACAGGUCCCCACCUUGUCUGAAAACACAGUAAGGGCUGUUCUGUCAAGAAUAAAUACAUGUACUGUCCUGGGCUUAAGCUUGCCCUUGGGUCAACAUAUGACCUUCCUCCAUCUGUAAUACUGUGGGCAGCUAAGCUCUCUUGCACUUUGGGCAUAUCGUAUAUCCCUGCAGCCUCACCACAAGAAAGGCCCCAAAGGAAGUGAUCUCAUCUCUCUUUUAAAAUAUUGGAAGGGGGAGGGGAAUAAAGUAUUUCUUUUUGAUAUUCAAGGAGACAGUGUAACUCUGAAGAUGUGUCAUGCUAAUUUUGACUCUUCCUCACUGAAAGUUGUAUGCGCUUAAAUUUAUUUUGCCCCUUCUUUAAAAUGCAUUUUUAAUGCUGUGGUUGGAGGCAUCCCAAAAACACAUACAAAAAAAGGCUCAUUUAAUCAUACAUGGAAAUAAAAUUGACUGUGUUUAAAGACUGA
Heteronotia binoei (common prickly gecko) is the source of this 3744-nucleotide messenger RNA. It is a transcript of the gene DNM1L, whose product is annotated as dynamin 1 like. Gene Ontology annotation, cellular component: cytoplasm; microtubule; membrane. Lineage: Eukaryota; Metazoa; Chordata; Lepidosauria; Squamata; Gekkonidae. The coding region runs from base 116 to 2314 and encodes 732 amino acids. The record is from RefSeq and is a predicted model, not a curated record. The transcript is spliced from 20 exons. Gene Ontology annotation, molecular function: GTPase activity; microtubule binding; GTP binding. Gene Ontology annotation, biological process: mitochondrial fission; mitochondrial fragmentation involved in apoptotic process.